UGCUCACCUCUUUAUACCCUCCCAUCGCCCAAUUUCUCUAAUUCUCACCGUGAAAACAUGCCCUAUCGAAAGAUCUAUUCUGAGAUAUAGAUAUCGCACUAUCUUUAAUCGGGUAUAGCGUAUCGCCCAUAUGAUGUCAUUAGCGAGUGGGCCAAUCAUAUGCCUCUAAUUCUCAUGUGGAUUGGGUUUAGCGUGAACAGUAUUAUAACUUUGGAGGAUAUAUCAGAGCUGGAAUGCCCCGUUGAUAGGAUGCGGACUUUGUUAGACAUGUCUGAUGUUCGGGAUUUGGUUGGUGAGAAGGAUUUGGAGUAUGUACGCGUCCCUACUUUUAUUGUGUUAAGUGCUUGGCUCAGCGUUAAGCUAAGGCUGCUACCUACCUACCCAUACCCAGAUGAACUCCUGAUAAAGUCCUUUUACCUGCUAGCUGAUAAAUCAAUCACAUAAUAUCUUUGGUUGUUUUAUUCAUUUUGUGCAAUGUCAGCACUAUGCAGUUAAUGCAUACAGUAGUAUCUCCCCAUCUCGAAC
Molecule: messenger RNA, 525 nt
Organism: Aspergillus vadensis CBS 113365
Lineage: Eukaryota; Fungi; Ascomycota; Eurotiomycetes; Eurotiales; Aspergillaceae
Exons: 1
Coding region: 160-444 (94 amino acids)
Source: RefSeq, a predicted model, not a curated record